Molecule: messenger RNA, 4026 nt
Organism: Scophthalmus maximus (turbot)
Lineage: Eukaryota; Metazoa; Chordata; Actinopteri; Pleuronectiformes; Scophthalmidae
Product: monocarboxylate transporter 2
Exons: 5
Coding region: 236-1618 (460 amino acids)
Biological process (GO): transmembrane transport; monocarboxylic acid transport
Cellular component (GO): membrane
Molecular function (GO): monocarboxylic acid transmembrane transporter activity
Source: RefSeq, a predicted model, not a curated record
UAUCAAAUCAAAUCAUAGCAUGUUGCAACAGAGGCCGUGGGCAGCAGUGUGACCUGGAGGGUAAACCACAUGUCGAGGAGACCGAGGUCCUUGAACUACACAUCCCGAUACUCGCCGAACCUCUGUCGAACCCCGAUUGGACGUCGACGUGCCACGUGACCAGACGUGAAGCGAAGCAGCAGGCUGAAAGUUGACACGGAGACCAACCGGCGGCGAGACGCUCAAUGAAAGGAACAUGUCACCUGCAUCGGCCAAAACGUUGGGCCACAAACCCCUGGACGGUGGUUGGGGCUGGAUGGUGGUCAUUGGGGCUCACAUCUCCAUCGGAUUUGCCUACUCCACGCCAAAAGUCCUGUCAAUUUUCUACAAGCCCAUCCAAGAGGACUUAGGCGUCAGCUCCAGUGAAAUAGCAUGGAUUUCCUCAAUCAUGCUGGCGGCCAUGUAUGCAGGCGGACCUGUGAGCAGCAUGUUGGUCAGUCGCUUCGGAAGCCGGCCAAUAGUGAUACUGGGCGGACUGAUGUGUGGGGUCUCUAUGGUAACGGCUUCUUUCGGGAACUCCAUCGUUCACAUCUACUUUUUCAUUGGCAUCAUUGGAGGUUGCGGACUCUCCUUAAAUCUGAAUGCGUCCCUCACCAUCAUCAGCAAGUAUUUCCUGGCGAAACGUCCUUUGGCCAACGGACUGGCGAUGGCUGGCAGCCCAGUGUUUCUCUGUCUAGUGGCCCCUCUGAACCAAUAUUUACUGGACAAGUUCGGCUGGAGAGGGAGUCUGCUCAUCCUCGGGGGUCUGAUGCUCAACUGUUGCGUCGCUGGGGCCCUGAUGAGACCUGUUAUUGUACCUCGUAAGCAAACCUCUUGUGCAUCCGAGAAGAUGGUGGAAGAACAACCAGAUAAGAACAACACUAAGCUAAAAGCAAGCUGUAUGAAGGACGCCAAGAUCUUCAUCAAUUUGUCGCUAUUCAAGGAUAGAGGCUUCGUCUUUUACCUCAUCGGAAACGUGUUGUUCAUCUUCGGCGCCUACGCGCCCAUCGUGUUCCUGCCAGCCUAUGCUAUCAGCCAAGGUGUCGACGAGUACUCGGCAGCCUAUCUGCUCUCCAUCAUGGGUUUUGUGGACAUGUUCAUUCGUCCAGGCACCGGCCUGGUGGCCAACAGCAAGUGGAUAAGGCCCAGAAUCCAGUACUUCUUCAGUUUUGCUAUGGUUUUCAACGGUACGUGCCACUUGCUGUGCCCACUGAUGAAGAGCCACGGCCUCCUGAUCGGCUACACGGUAUUUUUCGGCAUCGGCUUCGGCAUGGUGUUCGCCCUGAUAUUCGAAUGCCUGAUGGACCUGAUGGGAAGUCAAUGCUUCCCCAGUGCCGUCGGUCUGGUCACCAUCAUCGAGUGCUUCCCCAUGCUACUGGGACCACCCACUGCAGGGUUACUGGUGGACCUCUGCGGUGACUACAAGUAUCUUUUCUUCAUGUGUGGCUCUGUGAUCGUGGCUGGCGGACUCUUUCUCUUCGUGGCGAACAUCUACCACUACCACAUGCUGGAAAAAGAGAAGACCGAAAAGGACAGGGCGCAGAACCAAAAAUCCACGGAGAACCAGGACCAGGUGAGCGAAUCGGAGGUAGAGAUGUAACCCACUCCUGAGGCGGUGAUGGAACGAACUGAAACUAGAGAUGAGAAUGAACCCCGCAAAAUCCAGGAGAAACACCAAAUGAAACGGAUUCCUCACUUUAGCAGGGAUGUUGGGGGUCAUGGGUGAAGUGCUGCUGGAGCGCGCAGUGCCACUUUUUUUCCCCUUCAAGUGAGGAAAUACAGUACGCAUAGUAAACUUGUUGAAAAUCAUAUGUCAUGAAAGAGGGAAAAAAAGAAAAGAAAAACAAAUUUGCAGCAGUAGCUGCCAGAAGCCUUUAAGUGGCACAGUGAAUUACAUUUUUUGUUUAGCUAGCUAACCUUAACUAGUAAAGAUGAAAAGGCAGCAAAUCAUCCUUUCAUUCAUCAUUCACUCUUCUAGCUGUCUGACCUCUGCCUGCCCUGCAACUUUUCCUUUUUGACAGACUAGUUCGUGCCCUAAGUACCUUUUCUCGAGUGCAGCCAGAAAAGGUGCCACUAUGUCCAACCAGUCCAAUCCGCAAGCUCAUAUUUAUUCAUUGGAGUCGCACGAGUCUGGUCCUGCUCCCAUUCAGACCGAUUUCCAUCUGUCCUCCAACUGGAUGAGCCAACCACAACCUUUUAUCUGAAAUGGUAAAUGGACUUUACAGGACAAGUCACAUUCACCAGUGCUGCUUUUCACCACACUUUUUCUGUCACAUACACAUUUGUGCACUGCCGGGAGAAUGUCCAGAAGUAAGUGUCUUGCCCAAGGACACAUCGGCAUGCUGACUAGGGGAGUCGACCUGUGGUGGGUUUGAUACAAUGACUGACGGAGGGGGCGCCCGAUGAGAACGCUGCCGAAGACUUUCCUCUAACAAAGAAGAAGGCUACCGCUGAUGUGGACUGGUAUGUUAAAUUCUCUAUGGAGAUUAUAUGAAACAUUAUAUUUUCCUCUAAAAGGACAAAUGACUGCUGUACGCUGUUUACAUUUUUCGGUUUUGUGUGCACUACAUCACGUUUUCCCUGACGCCCCCCCUGGAAAAUGACUUGAGGUGUUACAAACGUUCAAACAGGGACAUUUUAGGCAGCUCUCCACAGUUUUGUGACUCAUUUGUUUUUAUUUAAAAUGAAUUCACUCACCAUUAUAAACUAUAUCAGGCUCAAGUUAUCCGGGAAGCUCCCAUCAGUUCCGGAGGGAAGUUAAUACUUUUACCAUGAACCGUGGAAAAAAAGAACAUUUAUGAAAGAAUGACUUGAAAUGUAUUUCAUUUCUCUAAAAGAUUUUAGUGAAACUACCCUGAAUUUUGUUCUUUCUUUUUGUAGACAACCAUCUUUUAGCUGUAAGUAAGAAAAUUGACAUACAAUUUUGAGUAACAUGGAGGAGGUGGGUUUUGAUCUAUACAGUAGCCAGCCACCGGGGAUCACCAUCAAGAUGUUUUGGCGUUGCUUUUGAGGAGCUAUCAUGUCGUCCGUCUUUAUAUAGAAAUAUUUGCUAGUAGCAGUGCUUAGUUAACAUUAACUACCUACUAGUACAUUGCUAAAGUCAAAGUUUAGUUAGUCAAAUUGCGAGUUGAUCAGCGUUUUGCCUUGUUAAAAGAGAAAAUCUUGGCCCCGCUUCCAGUGAAUGGUGAGAGAUGAGAUCAUUUGGCAGUUGAAACAGUUGAAUGUGAGAUAUGUUUUGUUGUUGCCUCUUUUUAAUUUACCUCCAAAUGUGACUGAGAUAUUUCCACGUUACAAAACAUUUUUUUAGCCGGCAGUUUUAUCACACAGGUGACAAACUACCAGUUACUUACCUUUUUACAUUUUAACACUGCCGCAACGUUUUUGUGCCUUAUAUGUGCGGUCGAAUCUUAAUCCCUGAGAGUAAAUGAAAUGCCGGAUUUGUUAACUUCUAUCUGUCACACGGUCAUGAGUGCAAACGUCUGUUUUUUCUCCUUCUGUAAUUCCUCAUUUUGUUUCAUAUUCAUCUAAUCUGUGUAUAAAAUAUUAAAAGGGCCCAUGCUGUGCUUUUCAUCACAUUUCCUUCAGCUGUUUUGCAUAUAAAAGGUAUGCUCAUGAACAGCCUGAAAUGCCUAAUUUGGAUUCCUAACUCUUUUUUUCUUCUAGUAAAGCGUCUACAUCACCAUAACGUUCCCGCUUAGCCAUUACACAGUUAUAAUGUUACAAAUUAAAUAUAAGCACUACAGAAUAGGAACUUGUGUGUGGUAAUGUACUGCUCAAAUUGUGCUUGGUCCGUCAGCUGGCUCACGCUGACUUUCAUUAUUCAGGCUAAAAUUGACAGGCAGAACAAACGCCAGUGUUACCUAGGAAACAGUACUCCGCUUUUUCAGUGGCAGGCCAAGAGCUGCAAUCUGUUUUGCACUUGGAGUUUACUUUAUGAAAUCUGCAAUACUUUAUUUACAUGAAAUACUGUAGCUGCCAAUAAAGACAUGGACAAGUAUUUACAAAUGA